AUGGGAGAAAAAGAUACUAUUACCAGUCAUAUUAAGGAAGUAAUGGAAGACUUUGGGUACAUCAAAAGAGAAUGCCUGCAAUUUAAAGAGUCAAUAGAAUUAAAGAAAUGUUAUAAAAAGUAUAGAUCUGGUCAAAAGGAACCUGAUGACAGUAGUAACACAGAGGCUACAAUAUU
Molecule: messenger RNA, 176 nt
Organism: Scutellospora calospora
Lineage: Eukaryota; Fungi; Glomeromycota; Glomeromycetes; Diversisporales; Gigasporaceae
Source: the annotation of a GenBank genome assembly